ACUCCUCUUAAAUGCUUUGGCUUAUUGUAUCUCCCAACUAGUGCCACAGCUAACACACUCCGUGGUCAAGUAAGUGUGGGAAAUGCUGAAGACUUGAGGAUUUACACUGCAGAAUAAAAACUUCAGAACACUAGAAAAUUCUGCAGUAAAAAAUGUUUUUAACUUUUCUUUAAACAUCCCCUCAUUUUUCUCCCUUUGUAGCAUAGGUAACAUUCCUAGGAGGGCUCUUUGGGAAACCUUUCUUUAGAGUCAGGAAACGUUCAUGAAUAUAAAUACCUAAUUAGGAUGCUUGGUUGAUGGAUUUCUUUCUUAUGACCAACUAUUGUAAGGUGAUUAGUUCCUGCAAAUUGCCCUUCAUGAAAGAAAGUUCACACAUAUUCUCUCACUGCCCUCCACCCAUUGUCUAGAGCCUACAACAGAAAAUUUGAUGUAUUAUGAUGUAAAUAGAAAGGUCAGUCAUGUCUAUCAAGACCAGGGCUUGUUAGAGAAGCAGAAAUGUGCCCCUUUUCCAAUGCUCUGAGUCAUCUCCCUGGGGUCAGUAACUUCCUAACUUCUGGAAAAAUAAAGGAACAGGUAACAAAGUCCUUGCCAUUUUCUGAGGAAAGGAGAGAGGGCACCCAAUGAUGAUUUCUGGAUGCUGAGAGAACUACUGACUGAUGGGGAAGGGGAAGCCCUGCCCCUACCAACCCCUGAACAGUAGUGUGGCUGCCCAGUUAGUGUCCUGGGCUCCUGGAGCUGUCUUGUUCAGCUCCCGCCAUCACUGGCAUGUGAUGCUCAUUCUAUAGAGGUCUGGUGGUAAUGACACAAAAAACCCAUAACUCAUUUGUUCAUCUUCUUGCCCCUUCAAUCUACUCUCCCCACUGCAUUCAGAGAGGUCCUUCCGAAAUACAUUCAUGUUUACCCCCCUUCCUCUGAGACCCUAUUGAAAUGGUAGUGUAAACCCAAAGUGAUGAAGAGUACAGGGUAAGGACCAUAAGCAGGUGAGAGGAUUUAAUAAACUGAAAUAAGGAGAGCAGAAAAAAUGAAGCAGUGUCUGGGGAAGCAGCUGUAAAGGGUCUGCAAAGGGUCAGCUGAGGAAGGAGAGCAGAGGACAUGGUGUCAUUACUGAGGAGAAAGAUAUGGAAACCAUUGCAGACAAAGGGGUAGGCAGCUGCAGAAGGAGCCACCUGCAGAACCCAAGAGAGGCUCAGAACUUGGCAACUCCAAGUAUUACCAAAGGCAGGAAUUAAAAAGGGGGUCAAAAACAGGGAGGAUCCUUGAAAAUCUGCAUAAGGAAGAGUCAACCCCUCUACCGACUUUGUCAUCCCACAGGGAGAUGUUGAACAUUCAGAUGUCUACUUGGUAGGCAAAAAGCAAAUACUUGCAAAAUAUAUUGUUAUUAGCUGAAUUGGGUCUUGCCCAACAUUUGUAUGUCAGAGUUUUGGUCCCCAGUACCUCAGAAAAUGACUGUAUUUAGAGACAGGGCCCUUAAAGAGAUAAUUAAGGUAAAAUGAGGUUGUAUAGGUGAUUAAUCCAAUACUGGUGUCCUUUUAAGAAGAGAAGAUUAAGACACAGACAUGCACAGAGGAAAGGUCAUGUGAAGGCACAGGAAGAGGACGGUCCUCUGCAAGCCAAGGAGAGAGGCCUCAGAAGAAAUCAACCUUGAUGUUGGACUUCUAGCCUCCAGUAGUGUGAGAAAGAAAAUUUUUGUUGUUUAAACCACCGAGUCUGUGCACUUUGGUCUCGUAGCCCUAACACAUUAAUACCUGUAUUUUCCUUAAUGGAAACUGAACAGUUCCAGAGAAAAGUUCUCUGUAAUGUGAAAUUUUAUGGGUAUCUCCUAAUGACUGCUUCACUAUCUGAUCACACAAAAAGGAGGGCUGCUUGGAGACAGGGUCCUUGUCCUUCACAGAGAGUUUCCAUUCAGUUUUGCAUUGCCUAAUUCUUAAAUAUGAGAAUACAACUCUUCACACAUAGGGUUAUCUCAAGAGAUUUAGGGGAAGUCUCCAACAUAAAAUAGAGGAACCAAGAUAAAUACAAAGAAUUACCGAAUCACCUAUCCAAAAUAGCUAGAGAAGUCACUUAACCUCUCUGGUUCUCAUUAAAACCAAAUGACCUCUUCCAAGUCGUUUCUCAGUGAUUUGAUGAGAUCUAACUUCUGGCAAAAUUGUGGGGAGUUAGCAGCUCCUCCUCCCCCUCCCCCUCCAGGAUCUAGGCAUUUUGUUCCUCAGCCCUAGUCAGAGCCACUUUGCCUAACCAACUACCUACUGUAGAAAAAUCUCACAGUAAGAAUAAAACAGUGAUGAGAGAGCCAGCCUGGAACAACGUCCUCCAUAUGUCCCAAGAAGAGAGAGAUGUGAAGAGAUUUGGGGUUAGUCAAAGCCUAGAAUAUGUUGUAUCUUCUCUGGAGAAUGCUCUCAGUCCUCCCCAGCUACACCCAUGGUCUUAUCCCUUUCCUAGUUCUUCCUGUAUAUCCAUUUACCUGAAUUUCCCCUUCCAAAUCUACUGUCACCUCCUUGUUGAUAUCUAAGCUGAAAUAUGCCAGUGGGAAUAGAGGAGGGUUCAUCUCUUACCAACAUAAAACAAUUUUCUUCUAAAAGCUGAACCAGUUACCAUAAUAAUGAUCCAUUAACAACUCUGAGCUUCCCCAGAAGACACAUUUCUUUCUCUGUUCUCUUAUGUCAAAAGUACAUUCCAUGGAGCAAUGUUCCAGUUAGGGGCUGAUUAAUCUAAAAACUGCCAGAAUUUCUCUUUCUAUCUUUCUUUGUUUCUAAGAGCAGUUGUGGAUUGGUAUAGACCCAAAAUAGAAGUUGAAAUAUGCCUUGCAUCACUUGUCAUGUUAGCUACAAAGGAAACAGCAGAGGUAACCAGAAAUGAGGAACAGGAAAUUUCUGAUAAACAACUCUGAUGGUUAUCUAGAAGCUGAAUUGAAUCAUAGACACCAGAGUUUGGAAUUGCAUUUUGAAUUACAGAAUUAGAGGUAAGUGCCUCCCACCUAUACAAUAGUGUCAACUUAUUUCAAAAUUUGAGUGUGGUUUUGUAGGCAUUCCAUUCUGUAGUAGUGCUGGAGAGCAUUUAUUUAUCAGGAUCCCCUGCAGCACAUUUGAAUUUGGAAAAGGAAAUGAUUAAAACAACAAUAACAACCCGGGUGCUCCUGAAAUGGACACUAUCAUGAAUGUUAAUAAUAUUUGGAAGUAAUAUGAAUGAGGUUAUCUUUUUACGGGCUCAGUAUUCAUCAGUGAAAACAUACAACUGAUGAAUUCAGUCCUAUAAUCAAGCAGUUUAAGCCUUUACCAAUAUAGACUGGGAGAUUAGAAUGCAUGCUUCUGUCAUGGGUUUGCACUGAGUAGACAGAUGACGAUUGUUUAACUCAUGCACCUCUCACUGGUCCUUUCUUUCUCUAAUCUGGGAACAGAAAAAUCCACAAUUAAUUUCAGAUUCUGAGAUCAGAGACAAAGGAGGAACAGUGAGGUUCUGGGAGAACUUAAAAUCUUUGCUCUACCCCUGACUGACUCUGGUUUGUGCCCCUUCAUCGUGAAAAUAGCUCUUGCAUCAUUUUAAAAACUUGAGCAGUGUUUCAAAAGAUUUAUCGGUCUUGCCUUUUCAGUCUCAUAAUUCCUUUGUUUGUUCUUGAGAGGAAAAAGCAGAUAGAGGCUUAAAAGCUGGAUGUCCCUGCACUCCCAUCUCCUUGUUCUUUAUUCUUAUCCAGCCAGAAAGGUGACGGGACACUUUGCCUCUAGCAAAGGGAUAUUUUCAGAUACUGAGUUGCUGCCUGAGACAACUGGUCAGAGAAGUGAGAAGGGAGAGGAAAGGGGAGGAUCCAGAGUCACCUCUAUAACUGAUUGCUGCUUUCCCCACAGGACUGUGUGUUGAUAGACAGAAUUCCGUCGCACUUUCCCCAUCCUCUCCCUUCCCAUUCACUGUCUCUUUUCUGACCUUUGGUUUGGCCUUUCGUAGUAAGAGGUCAAAUCUCUUGGGAAAUCUCAUUCAAGAAUUUUUGUCAAUGGACAAGUCAUAAGAAGCCCUUCCAUUUUAGGGCUCGUUGACGUCACCAAGGAGGCGAUAAAUAUCUGUUGAUAUAAUUGGAUGUGAGAUUCAGUGUUGAGAUAGCAAAAAUUCUGCCCCUCGUUCCCUGGCAGGGCCCUAUGAUUUAUGCAGGAGCAGAGGCAGCACGCAAUCGAGCUGUCAAGAGAGCGUCAGCUUAUUAGGCAAAUGCUGCGUGGUUUCUGAAGAGGGUCGACGCUAUAAAAUCCCACUCCAGGCUCUGGUGUGGAGAAACUCAGAGCCCAAGUCCUUUGAGAGACUGAACAGAAAGAGAAGAGGGAGAGAAAAAGAGAGUGGGAACAAAGAGAAGAGAAGAAAAUCCCCUGAAAAAGCCCCGGAGACGUUCCUCUGCAGAGAAUCGCAGCGCCUGGCUCACCUGCAGAAGCGCCUCAGAAGCGCCUCUGACAUGCGGCUGCCGCUGCUCCUGUCCGCGGGCGUCCUGCUGGUGGCUCUCCUGCCCUGCCCUCCAUGCAGGGCCCUCCUCAGCCGGGGGCCCGUCCUGGGGGCCCGGCAGGCUUCGCAGCACCCCCAGCCCCUCGAUUUCUUUCAGCCGCCGCCGCAGCCCCAACAGCCCCAGCAGCCGCAGGCUCGGCCCGUCCUGCUCCGCCUGGGGGAGGAAUACUUCCUCCGCCUGGGUAACCUCAAUAAGAGCCCCGCUGCCCCCUUGUCGCCCGCCUCCUCGCCUCUCGCCGGCAGCCGCCUUUCGCCGGACGAGGUGGCGGCCAACUUUUUCCGCGCGUUGCUGCAGCAGCUGCCGCUGUCCCGGCGCCCGCUCGACAGCCCUGCGCAGCCGGCGGAGCGCGGUGCCGAGAAUGCCCUCGGCGGCCGCCAGGAGGCACCGGAGAGGGAGAGGCGAUCCGAGGAACCUCCCAUCUCGCUGGAUCUCACCUUCCACCUCCUCCGAGAAGUCUUGGAAAUGGCCAGGGCUGAACAGUUAGCACAGCAAGCUCACAGCAACAGGAAACUGAUGGAGAUUAUUGGGAAGUAAAGCGGUGCGUUUGGCCAAAAAGAUUCUGCAUUUAGCACAAAAAAUAAAAAUAAAAAAUAAAAAAGAAUACGGUAUUCUGUACCAUAGCGUUGCUCUGAUACCAUUUGUUUAUUUUUAUAUAGCUUGAGAUGCCCACACUCCUUAAAUAGCAUGCACAAAGUGUAUUCACCUGCAGUAACAGCAACAAAAUGUAAUUUGUAUUGUCUACUUUUAGUUUCUAUUUCCAGGUGUCUUUAACGGUGUUUCAAAGAGAGUAUAGACCCAGGGGGAAACAUUUUGAAGAAGGAGACAAGUCACCCGUUGAUUUGGUUGUGGUUUGAGCCAAAGAGAUUGUCAUUCUCUUGGGUACGUGAGAAAAAGAUCUGUCGGCUCUUUGAAUCAACUUUUCCUUGUAAAUGUUUCCGUAAUAAAACAUCUUUCCUCUUGGUCAAUGUGAUUGUGUAAGAGAAUGUUGAAUAUUUAUAUUUCUAAUAAAAGCUGCAAAGGUAA
Vicugna pacos (alpaca) is the source of this 5500-nucleotide messenger RNA. RefSeq names its product corticotropin releasing hormone (gene CRH). The record is from RefSeq and is a predicted model, not a curated record. Gene Ontology annotation, cellular component: extracellular region. Gene Ontology annotation, molecular function: corticotropin-releasing hormone activity. Gene Ontology annotation, biological process: positive regulation of cortisol secretion; negative regulation of epinephrine secretion; negative regulation of glucagon secretion. NCBI's taxonomy places the organism in Eukaryota, Metazoa, Chordata, Mammalia, Artiodactyla, Camelidae.